AUGGUAAGUUUCCUGCUCCCUCUCACCAACGCCCAAAACCCAGCGCAACCGUUAACCACCACGCCCAACCAUCCAGUCCCUGCGCAUAGCGCCGCCAUCCUCGCACCCUACAACCACCUCCAACACCACCACCCCCACCACCAAAAACUCCUCCUCAUCUACGAGCAACCACCGCAGGGUGAUGGGGUCGGGUGGGGAGGGGGCCGGUGGGGUGCACGAGGAGAUGGAGGCCAGGGUGGGGAUGGGGAGGUGGUGAUUUUUUUCUCUCCCGAAGUGGUCUGA
Molecule: messenger RNA, 282 nt
Organism: Endocarpon pusillum Z07020
Lineage: Eukaryota; Fungi; Ascomycota; Eurotiomycetes; Verrucariales; Verrucariaceae
Exons: 1
Coding region: 1-282 (93 amino acids)
Source: RefSeq, a predicted model, not a curated record